Messenger RNA from Lotus japonicus, 2670 nucleotides. RefSeq names its product cellulose synthase-like protein D5. Gene Ontology annotation, molecular function: cellulose synthase (UDP-forming) activity; mannan synthase activity. Gene Ontology annotation, biological process: plant-type primary cell wall biogenesis; cellulose biosynthetic process. Lineage: Eukaryota; Viridiplantae; Streptophyta; Magnoliopsida; Fabales; Fabaceae. Gene Ontology annotation, cellular component: plasma membrane; trans-Golgi network. The record is from RefSeq and is a predicted model, not a curated record.
AUGAGGCUAACAAGUCCCGUGCCACGUGCCUCCCAUCCACCUGCCAUUGACCCCACUCUCUGGUUAGUUCCAGGCCGUGGCUUUGGAACCGUUUAUUGGCCUAAACAUAUACGCCAAGCUCGUAGACCCUUGGCCUAUACGUCUCAAGUUCCAGAUCGCAUUCUCUACCCAUAUAGGUGGCUUAUUCUGCUGCGUCUUGUUGCUCUUGGUUAUUUCCUUACAUGGAGGGUUAGACACCCCAACCAUGAGGCAAUGUGCUUGUGGGGAAUGUCCAUAACUUGUGAGCUUUGGUUUGCUUUUUCAUGGCUUCUUGAUCAGCUCCCUAAGCUCUGCCCGGUGAACAGGCUUACUUUUGCGGUUGCUCUGAAAGAGCGGUUUCAGACCCCGAAAGGGAGGCUUGAUAUCCCAGGGGUUGAUGUCUUUGUUUCCACACUAGACCCUGUAAAAGAGCCUCCUCUUGUUACUGCAAAUACCAUUCUUUCUAUUCUGGCAGUUGAUUAUCCUGUGGAAAAGGUUGCUUGUUACUUGUCUGAUGAUGGUGGCUCUCUGUUGACAUUUGAAGCUCUUGCUGAGACUGCUAAAUUUGCAAGGGCGUGGGUUCCUUUCUGCAGAAAGCACCAAAUAGAGCCCAGAAUUCCUGAAGCAUAUUUUCGACAAAAGCAUGAUUUUCUCAAGGCUAAGGUGCGGUUAGACUUUAUGAGGGAGAGGAAAGCCGUGCAUAGGGGAUAUGAUGAAUUCAAAUUGAGAAUAAAUUCCUUACCAGAAUCCAUAAGAAUAAGAUCAAAUGCUAACAAUGCUCAUGAGGAGUUACAAGCCAAGAAGAAGCAGAUGGAAGCUGGUUCCAGUGUCACAGAACCAAUUAAGGUUCCUAAAGCAACAUGGAUGUCUGAUGGUUCUCAUUGGCCAGGAACAUGGGCAUCAGCUGAACCUGAACAUUCAAAAGGAGACCAUGCUGGUAUAAUUAAGGUAGUGUUAGCUCCACCAAAUGUGGAACCAGAAUUUGGUAAAGAAGCUGAUGGAGAGAACUUGAUUGACUCAACAGAUGUUGAUAUUAGGUUGCCUAUGCUUGUUUAUGUGUCCCGUGAGAAGAGACCAGGAUAUGAUCACAAGAAGAAAGCAGGAGCCAUGAAUGCUCUUGUUCGCACUAGUGCCAUCAUGUCCAAUGGUCCAUUCAUUCUGAAUCUAGACUUUGAUCAUCACAUCUACAACUCCUUGGCCAUUGGGCGAGGUAUGUGCUUCAUGCUUGCCAUGGGUGGUGAUAAUAUAUGCUAUGUUCAAUUCCCUCAAAGGUUUGAGGGAAUUGACCACAUUGAUCGAUAUGCAAAUCACAACCCAGUGUUCUUUGAAGUGGGCAUGAGAGCUUUUGAUGGCUUACAAGGUCCAAUAUAUGUCGGAACAGAUUGCAUACUCAGAAGAACAGCUCUUUAUGGCUUUAGUCCUCCUAAACCUACAAAACAUUUGUCAAAAAAGGAAGAUGAAGUAGUUGUGCUAAUUGAUCCACAUGAUGAUGAUGCAGAUAUUAAGUACAGGUUUGGCAAUUCUACUUCUCUAGCUGCAUCCAUUCCUGUGGCAGAAUACCAGGGAAGCUAUCUUAAAGACUUUGAAGUAAACGGAUCGCAUGUAUGGCCAAGGCCAGCAUGUUCUCUUGCUGUGGCUCGCAAACCUGUGGCUCGCAAACCAUUAGAUGAUGCUACUGUUUCAGAGGCAAUGGGUGUCAUAUCUUGUUUCUAUGAGGAUAAAACUGAAUGGGGAAAAGGAGUGGGGUGGAUAUAUGGUUUCGUUACAGGAGAUGUGGUGACUGGUUACAAAAUGCACGAUAGAGGGUGGAGCUCUGUAUACUGUGUGACCAAUGCUUUUAGAGCAACAGCUCCAAUCAACCUAUCAGACGGGCUGCAUCAGGUGCUUCGAUGGGCAACAGGUUCUGUUGAGAUUUUCUUCUCAAAGAACAAUGCAUUAUUGGCCAGUUCUAGAAUGAAGUUCUUGCAAAAGGUGGCAUAUUUCAAUUUGGGAAUGUACCCUCUCACUUCAAUGUUUCUGAUUAUCUAUUGCUUUCUUCCUGCAAUAUCCCUACUCUCAGGACAGUUUAUAGUCCAAUCCCUCAACACAGCUUUUCUAGUGUCCUUGCUGGGAAUCACAAUCACACAGUAUUGGAUUGCACUGUUUGAGAUCAAGUGGUCAGGAAUCACUCUACAUGACUGGUGGAGAAACAAACAGUUCUGGUUAAUUGGUGGAACAAGUGCCCAUCAUGCCGCUGUUUUACAAGGGUUGUUGAAGGUGAUAGCAGGAGUAGACAUCUCAAAAUCAGCCACUCCAGAAAUUGGAGAUGAUGAGUUUGCUGAUCUUUAUAAGUCAAAGUGGAGCUUUCUAAUGAUCCCUCCAAUUACCAUUAUUUUGGUGCACAUGAUUGCUAUUGCUAUAGGCGUAUACAGGACUCUGUACAGCCCAUUUCCACAAUGGAGUACCCUUGUUGGAGGGGUGUUUUUUAGCUUCUUGGUCUUGUGUCAUCUUUACCCCUUUGCAAAGGGACUGUUGGGAAGGAAAGGGUAAAUUCCAACCAUUUCUGUCCAUAUUUAGUCUGGAUUGCUCUCCAUUAUUAUCUAUUUGCUUUGGGUUUACAUGAACCCUCCUUCUGGAACAACACAAGAUUACAUGAAUUUCCAGUUGCCUUAG